AUGGGCCAUGGAUACAAUCAAAAUCAAUCAACCCCAAAUGCACAGUCACAAACUCAUAACUGAAAUACUAUGAAAAUGAUAGGCGCGCAACAUACCUUUCAAUCGCGCACGGUCAGUUCCCUGUGCCGGAUUUGCAUGACACAAUCUUCCGACGACAACACACCGACGCCGGCGGACCAGUUCGCGCCACUUCAGUCCGUCUUCCGACGCCGGCUUCUCACGGGCGUCGGCGCCGCUUCGCUACUCGCUGUCGGCGCGAAUUUCGGCGGAGUGACGAGCUUCCUCUUGGGGUUCACGCCCGAUGCUGCUCGGAGCCUUAAGCUCGACGCUCUCUACCCCGUCCGCGGCUACAGCCGAUACAUAGACACUGAUGAAGGAUUCGAAUUUGUGUACCCGGAGAGGUGGUUGGGGGAUCAGAGGUUACUGUAUAGAGCAGCCGAGAAGGCGGAAAGGUCGCUGGAUCCUCCUCCAUUGAGCGGAAGCGGGGGAGGGCCGCGGAGGAAUGUGACUGAGCCAAUGGUGGCGUUUGGGCCACCGGGGUCAACUGGAGAGCUCAAUGUCAGCGUUUUUGCGUCGCGUAUUCCAAAUGAUUUCUCGAUUGAUGCAUUUGGAGGAGCAAGCGACGUUGGAGAGGCAUUCAUCCGAACCAUCACAAGAUCGGGCAAAGUGCAGGCAAGAUUGAUCGGAACCAGAUUGAGAGAGGAUUCAGAGAGAAAAAACAAGUAUUAUGAGCUUGAGUUCCAAGUUGAGAGCCCCACUUUCCGGCGCCAUAAUGUUGCCGUUUGUUGCGCUCGGAAUGGGAAAUUGUUUACAUUGAACGCGCAGUCGCCGGAAUCUGCUUGGCCUCAAUUUCAAUCACAGCUUCAUGCAAUUGCUGCUUCUUUUACUUUCUACUCUUAGACUGCUUUUUUCGAGUUAUUUCCUGUGUUUCUGAGGAUCAAAUAUAUAUCUUUUUUUCGUGUUAUCAUACAA
This is a messenger RNA of Salvia splendens (bonfire salvia), 972 nucleotides long. Its product is annotated as Photosystem II reaction center PsbP family protein. The record is from RefSeq and is a predicted model, not a curated record. Gene Ontology annotation, molecular function: calcium ion binding. Gene Ontology annotation, cellular component: extrinsic component of membrane; photosystem II; photosystem II oxygen evolving complex. NCBI's taxonomy places the organism in Eukaryota, Viridiplantae, Streptophyta, Magnoliopsida, Lamiales, Lamiaceae. The coding region runs from base 70 to 900 and encodes 276 amino acids. The transcript has 3 exons. Gene Ontology annotation, biological process: photosynthesis.